GGCGGAUGUAGCCAAGUGGAUCAAGGCAGUGGAUUGUGAAUCCAUCAUGCGCGGGUUCAAUUCCCGUCGUUCGCC
Molecule: messenger RNA, 75 nt
Organism: Oldenlandia corymbosa var. corymbosa
Lineage: Eukaryota; Viridiplantae; Streptophyta; Magnoliopsida; Gentianales; Rubiaceae
Source: the annotation of a GenBank genome assembly